CAUCGAUUAACUUCGUCAUGUACCAUGUAUUUCUAGGCGCUCCUUCAUUGCAAGAGUUGCGUGGAUGCCAAUCUGAAUAUCGGUGGGAACAAAUAGGACCCUCACCCGAGGCAGCAAUAUUGGAUGGCCAUGUACCACCGACAUCUGCAGCACUGGAAGCCGCGACUAAUCGCCGGAUCUCGCGUCUAUAUGAAAACACGAUAUUUCGAGGGGAUGAAGAGGAUGAUAAUGAACAGCUCGACGAUGAAUAUGAAUCAACUAUGAUAACCUGGCCACCGACGAAUCCUGCAGAUAGCGAGGAGAGAUUACAAACUUCGACUACAUCGUUCCUAGAAACAUCUGCGUCACUUCUGGAGACUCAGGAGACGCAAGAAAGUCAUUACUCGGAUACCUCAUCUAUAGCUCGCUUCCCGACGUUUCAUUUCAAUCCCCAUACUCUCGUGACAUUGAACGGCUUGCGUAGUGGGGGUUCUAGGAAAAUGAAUUUUCUUCUCGCUGUGCUUGAGGUCGACGGACCUGAUACUAUUAGGAUAAAAAAGGGACCUGACGCGGGUAAAGAGAUUAGCAUUCUUAAGAUGAUCCUAGGGGACGAUGAAGGAAACAUUUGUAAACUUACUGCGUGGAGAGACGUGGCUGACAUCUGGGGAGGGAUGACUGGCUCUGUAAGGGUGAAGCGCGGUGACAUUGUUUUCUUAGAAAAUGUCACUGCUACUUGCGAGCCUCGAAUCUCGCCUGCACUUUCUGCCUCUCCAUAUCUGAAAUCCAACCUUCAGAUAUGUUAUCGAACUUUGGUGUAUACCCAGGCAGAUGCGAGACUUCGACCGGAUCUGAGGCUUGGAAUCAGCGAUCCUUCCGUCAGGAAAGUGGAAAGUCUCGUUCGAUGGUUUGAGACGAUAGCUGGGUUGAAUCGUCCUGUCAAUAGAUGA
Molecule: messenger RNA, 926 nt
Organism: Desarmillaria tabescens
Lineage: Eukaryota; Fungi; Basidiomycota; Agaricomycetes; Agaricales; Physalacriaceae
Exons: 3
Coding region: 18-926 (302 amino acids)
Source: RefSeq, a predicted model, not a curated record